GCCUUUUAGUCCAGCGACCAAGAUCAAACAACAUAAAAUUGGGUAUCACGGCGCUUCUUUUCCUGAGCUCAGAGUCGCAAGUAUGGGGUUACUGAAGAGGUUGACAGCGAAGUACUCGACGCGAGCCAUCCAGCAGCCUGGGGAACAGAGUCGCGAAGGAGAACAGGUAGCUGAUGGAACGAGAAAGGCGGCCGAAAGCCUGAGCGGUGCAACUAUCGAACCAGAAGAACCUGAACCACAAGUUACUGAAUUGGAGCCUCAUGGCUUAUUUAUUCUCCACCCGAUACCCGACACUGAGGUGCCUCGAGUGGACGCAAAUGUGGACAUAGUGGCAGUCCAUGGCCUGAACGGCAGUGCGAGGAAGACAUGGACAGAUUCAAAGACAGGAAAGUGCUGGUUGGAGGACUUUCUGCCCUACGCAAUUCCAGGAUCCAGAAUAAUGACCUUCGGAUACGAUUCCAAAUUGGCGUUCAGUCGAUCAAAAGCAGGAAUCGACAGCUUUGCCAGAGACUUGUUGAACCGCCUGAGGAUGGUUAGGAAGAGCACUGAAUCACACGAUAGACCUAUCGUAUUUGUUGCUCACAGUCUGGGAGGCAUCGUUGUGAAGAAGGCCCUGAUCAUUGCCCACGAAGCUGGGGAUCAUUACGGAAGCAUUGGACGAUCAACUAUUGGGAUUGCCUUUAUGGCUACUCCUCAUAGAGGAUCCGAUCUCGUCCCGUGGGCAAAGGUAUUCUCGGACGUCGUCAAUCUCGUCACUCUAGGCCAAGGGAUCCGAAAGUCCCUUUUGGGCCAUCUCGAAGAGAAAUCAACCGUGCUUGUCGAUAUAUCUCAGCAAUUUGUGCAUCGAGCCGCGGAUUUGAAGAUAAUGAGCUUCACUGAACAGCAGUCUGAGCAUUCAUGGACUACUCUUAUCGUUCCCGAAUACUCCGCAGUAUUGGGUGUGGCAAACGAGAUGGUUUUCCCUUUGAAUGCCCAUCACCGCAGUAUAUGCAAGUAUCCUUCCAAAAACCAGAAUUACCUCUUGGUUGAAGCAGCAAUCAAGGAGCUUGCGCAAGUGGGUGAUGAGAGAGAAUCGAAUGAAGCGAAUGCAACACUGAAAAAAGCGGCCAAGAAGCGACAAGAAAUCACGCUCCCUGUCAAAGAAACCCCAAGCCCGCCACCACCGCGAUCGAGAACCGCAAGCAUUGUCAAAACCGUUCUCUCCUCCGUUAGCUCCUCGUCCCAGAACACCAGGGCUAGCGACCUGAAUUCGAAGAGUAUUAUCCGUCGAUCUUCGGUUCGCGGAUCGGCUUCCGCGGUCUUCACCAAGCGGAAAGUCUUAGAAGAGCCAAUCUCCAUUCGAAUAAACGGCCUGAGUAACAAAAUCAACAAGCGAGCGGACGGGAAGGAAGUCUUCUCUCACACCCUGAUAGUCCCCGCAGACACUCCUUUAGAAAGUCUGGGGAGCAUUCUGCUCUCCGAGAAACCGGAUCUGAAGCACUGGGCCACCUUCAAGUUUGCAGAUUAUGGCACAGAAAUUGACACAACGUGGCGGGAUGUAUUCACACAUCCUGUCGAAGUGACCUCCGAAAGACCAUGCUACGAUCUGAAGAAGGGAUUGAAAAUACACAAAAAGCAGACCAUUGCAUCUUUUAUGAGCAAAGUAUUUCCUCAUCCAGUCACUGCUAACUUGCGCAAUCACGAAGAGGGUGAAAUUACACAUCUUGAUCCCUUUGACAGUGUGUCGUCCGAGUUCAUCGACGUCGGUAGAGAGGGGGGUACGAACCUCACAAUAUCGCUCAUGAGAACCAUCCGGGUCCCCGAAGACAACUCCAAGUACGAGUUACCGCCAGGACUCGGUCGAUUCCCUAUCUUCAACAUACAGCCUUUCAGUGAGCGAUUGCCGACGUCUACGGUUGCCCAGGGUGGUCUUUUCAUCCCAAUGUAUCAGAUGGAAGCGAUGUGGAUCAAUUUUGACCCAAGUGGCGGAAAGCGCUACGCUGUGCGGCCGUUCCUUGGAGGAGUCAACGGGAUCACCGGAGACGGGACCAUGUCUGAUAUGGCGACUCUUCUCCGCCGUUUAAACUCAGUCACUUCUCAUCAAGACUACCUUGUUAUCCCAGAUCAACCGUGGCUCGAUGGUAUAGCCACCAGUCCGGGCAUUGUUAAACAGUUUGUAGCCACUAGCAUGACGGCUCCGCGCAGAGCCCGGGCAAAACCUCGAGACAUGGCUCAAGACCAUCAACAGCAGAAUGAAGGUGUGGAUCCGGUAGCGAGUGAAGAUCAACCGAUUGGUGGUACGAUAGAAUGGCAAGUCACAGGUCAGGAUGCCGUUGGUGGACUUCAACUGCAGCUGAUUCCAGAAUUCGAUACGGACAUCAUAUCAGCGUCUUCAGAAGCCGAUGUGUAUCAAGCUGAUCCUGAUUCAAAGAUCACGUCCUAUUCGUGGACGAAAUGGGGCUCGGCUGAGUUCUAUAACGUCCUCAAAACUCCCAAAGAGCUAGGGUUGAACAACAACGGCACGAUUCAUGUCAAAGAUGUACUUUCAGUGCUGCCGGACCGCCCAAAGCUCGUACGAGACCUGCUUGCUGAAUCACCGGAGAAGUUGAUAAAAUCGAACAGCGUCGAGAUUGAGCUCGAUUUCAAGCAGGCUCCCAUUUGGCAUUUCGCUUUUCACCAUCCCGGAAGUGACGCUCAAAAAUUGUCCAUUAUUUGUGAUGAGGAUGAUGAGUGGGAUAGAGUUCUAGAUGCUGUCCGUGAGAGCCUUGUGCUUCCCAAUGGAAUAUUGUGUAUGAAAGGAAUAGUCAAAAAUGCUUCUCUGAUACCUGUGGAGAGCUGGGAUACCAUGCAAUGGAUCAAGGACAAGUUCCACUCCAGGGAUAUGCUUGAUCCCAUGGAUAAGUUCCAUAACAAGAACAGCCUCCAUCCCGAGGACCACGAAUGGAUCCUUGUCCUAGCUUCACCGGAACUAGUCAAGCAUCCUAGGUUUUGCUGUGUGAAACCUACAGGCUCGACUACAUUGACAAAACCAAUUUGCUUGGCAUUGAGCGAAACUUCGACGAUACUCGACCUCAAGGAUAUUUUAAAGGACGUUUCGCCUGAGCUGUCUGGCGGCUUUGUGAUAGAUGAAAACGGCCUUCUGCCAGACGACACAGUCAUAUUCAGCAGCGCCCGAGAAAAAUACCCGCGGCCGGAUUUCACCGUCUGGUGUGACUCGAAUCCUACAUCUAGUCACGAUCGCAGGUAUCAGAUAUUUAUCAAAACCCUCACGGGCGCCGUACUUGUUUUGGAGGUUGAACCAUUUCAAACUGUCCUCGGUUUGAAGAAGCGAAUUCACGCCGAGUCGGGCAUACCUCCAGACCAACAACGGCUCAUUUUCGCGAACACUCAAAUGCACGAAGACCGAAUACUUGCUCAGUAUGGCAUACGUGCGGAAUCGACAGUUCACUUGGUGCUCCGCCUAGCUGGAGGUGGGUAUUCGAUCCUAGUUAUUUACCAGGGUAAGGAACAAAGAGUCUGGUUUUCAGGCCAUGAGAAAAUGUCUAUGGCGAAGGAACAGCUUUCGGAGAAAUUGCACAUUCCCGUUUGGCAACAAAUCUUAACUUGUGAAGGAGAAAUUGUUGAAGAUACGGAGGAUACACGCUCGUAUGCCAACAAAGUGGUGACAUUGACUCUGGCUCCUCGACCUACGGCCCUUGGAGUUGGUGCUGGAGGAAACAUAAUUCAACACGUCGAAAGAGACACGUACGAUCCCGCUAUCUGGGACGUGGCGAACUCAAAGAUUCUCAAUAUUCAGAUUAUCGAUUCAACCACUUUCAAAACGGUAACGGGGCUUGGUCCACCAAAGACGCCAAUCUCAGCCCAGACUUACCAGGAAAUGGGCCUUCCGUUCUUUGAGCUCUGGCGCGAUGAAGCUAAAGAAGACGGGGUUGCUGGUAACUGGGGCUCGCUCCAGGGUGUUGCUCAAGUAGCAAGCCAGAACUCCAAGGGUGAUGGAAAGAAAGCAGCGCCCGAGUCCGGUCAAGGCAGUCAAUUUGGACUUCUCAGGAGCGGCGUUUGGGGCAAGGUGGGAGCUGAUGAUUCAACCGUUUCAAAUUCCAACGAGGACUUCAAGGAAGUGGGUUUCAAGUUCCCUGUUGUCCUUCUGGACGUAGAUGCUACCAUCCCAAUUUUUAAGAGCAUCCUGGACGAGAAUUGGGAUGAGGGGGAAUGGAGCUCUGAUGAAGAGGACACAGAUUAGAUGAUUGAUUCAAACAAGUCGAUUCUGAUUUCACGCAAAGUAGUCAUCGCAUCAGAACUGAGCUGAGAAGUGUAAGAUGCAUGGUUCGCCAUAAGAAUAAAC
This is a messenger RNA of Ilyonectria robusta, 4321 nucleotides long. RefSeq lists its product as uncharacterized. The coding region runs from base 83 to 4219 and encodes 1378 amino acids. The transcript has 15 exons. NCBI's taxonomy places the organism in Eukaryota, Fungi, Ascomycota, Sordariomycetes, Hypocreales, Nectriaceae. Gene Ontology annotation, molecular function: protein binding. The record is from RefSeq and is a predicted model, not a curated record.